Daphnia carinata is the source of this 2850-nucleotide messenger RNA. RefSeq lists its product as uncharacterized. Lineage: Eukaryota; Metazoa; Arthropoda; Branchiopoda; Diplostraca; Daphniidae. The transcript is spliced from 2 exons. The record is from RefSeq and is a predicted model, not a curated record. Bases 34 to 2826 code for a protein of 930 amino acids.
GUCAGUGGCAACUAGUUCGUUUCUCCCGACAUCAUGCCACGUCUCUUUUACAUAUUGCUACUGGGAGUACUCCUCAAUGAAAGAGCAAUUCAUUCAUCUGCCAUCGACAGCAAAGCGGUGGGCGAACCAACCUCAAGCGUGAAGACCAUAGCCAACCAAACUGCUGAGAUCCAUCCGCCGAAAACCAGGCAAGUUGAGGACGUUAUCAUCGCUGACGGAAGAGAAACUUUAAAGGAAGUAAUAGACGAUCAAACAACUCAUCUCUUUUUCGGAGAAGCGAAUUCAUUCGCAAACAAAGGCAACGUUCGAACAUUCCCGGCAGACGCGUUCGGUACUCUAUUGAUUCCAACAAACCAAGAAGCAAAAAUUGAAAGUUCUGCGGAUGCUCCCGUCAUUAUCCUGAAUACCAAUGAACCUGUUCAAGCAGGAGAGGUCGAUGUUCCAGUUUUCGAAACUCAGCCACGGCAGGAUGCAGAAAAUCCAACUGGAGAUUCACAAAUCGUUGCCAGCGUAAGUGAAUCGUUUGCUGAGAGCCAAUUGGAUGCAACCAUCGAUCAAUUCGCCCGGAACGCAACAACUGGAGAAUCGAUUGCCAUUAGCAAAAUGGAUGAGCCGGCACCGGCUAUUCAAACUAGCGGACAAGCCGCUCCAUUCGAUCAAGCAACAAAUAUCGGAACAUCUUUCGUUACCGACAGCGAAACAGGUGAGGGAAGACAAUCAACGGCUAGCCAAAUCACUCACGUUCAAGAAACUGAAAUUGCGGUCGGUGAUCACGCAAGUCCAUUUCCUUCGACUUCGGGAGGACUUGACACAUUUCAGAUGGAACAAAAAGGUGAUUUCGCUGUAGAACUGAAUCCUAAUACUAACGAACGUUUCAACAUGAGAAGCCAAACAGCAACCAACUUAAACUUGUCUGGAAGGGCGAGCCAUUUGCCGUUGGUAAAAGUGAAACAAGUUUUCAACAUUCACGUUAAACCAUCCGCGUCCUAUAGACCAUUUCCCAGAGCACAAUGGAGACAGGAAGAUUCGUCUGUAGAAUUUGUGCUGAACGAUCGGGUUCCCGUUCAAUUUGAAACAGGUCAAUUAGCUCGAACUCAAGAGUCUAAUUUAGGUAACGUAGAUUCUUUCGUACAUGAAGAUAUCGCUGGGCCUGUACAAGUCCAGCCAGAGCCCAUAGACCUCGGCCGUGUUAUCGUGCCAUAUGGAGUGCCAAUGGAUCCCGUCGUUCAUCAGGUAAGUCUAGCCGAGCAAGGACCGAAUUCAGGUAGAACCGAUAGCUUUAUCAUCAUCAGCAGUGCGGAACAGUUUCAAAAGGAUGCGGAUGUCAUCCUCACGAUCCGACCAAAGGCAAAUUUAGGCACUGGUGUCUUCCAUACUAACGAAGGCGUUGCGCAAACGAUCCCAAUCCAACCUGAAAUAAAUUUAGGAAGAGCUGAUGCUUUUGUUAACACUGAAAUUGAAGGAGGAACUCAAUACGAGCCGGAAACGAACAUCGGCGAAACUAUUACGGUUACUAACAUUCAAACCGAACCAAGAACUGAAAUGACAGGCAUUGUUGGUUAUCAAACUGAGAGCGAUCAACCUGCAGAUAAGCAAAAUCAAAUCUCCGAUGAAAGAGCACUGAGAUCCGCAUUUGCUUCGAACGCAAGCCAAAGCCAACAAUCAAGCAAUACCAAUACCCAAAGACCAAUCAAUCUUAAUCGGCAUGUCAAUGACGGAGAUGUGGAUGAGCCUAACAUCUCCAUUGAAAUCGUAGACAGGGAUCCCCGCGUUGGAGCUAAACAAGCAACUGCCCAGCGGAACAGAACUGUUGUGGUAGAAGUGGACGAUGGCAUUGUGUCCAGCGAAAUUAUCGGUCACAUUGAUGAACAUCAGAAGAUUCAUCUGCCCAGACCAGUUCCAGAACAAGAAACGCCUUCAACGAAAGCUCCACGUCGCGGUGGCAAUCGACAAAAAGUGCCACAGGUGACGAUUGAACAAAUUCAAGCAGCUGUUAUUGAUAACCAUGCCGAUGAAAUGCUUGCUUCCAACUCAAGCCAAAGCCAACAAUCAAGCAAUAACAAUAUCCAAAGACCAAUAAAUCUUAACCGGCAUAUCAUUGACGGAGAUGUUGAUGAGCCUAACAUCUCCAUCGAAAUCGUAGACAGGGAUCCCCGCGUUGGAGCUAAACAAGCAACUGCCCAGCGGAACAGAACUGUUGUGGUAGAAGUGGACGAUGGCAUUGUGUCCAGUGAAAUUAUCGGUCACAUUGAUGAACAUCAGAAGAUUCAUCUGCCCAGACCAGUUCCAGAACAAGAAACGCCUUCAACGAAAGCUCCACGUCACGGUGGUAAUCGACAAAAAGUGCCACAGGUGACGAUUGAACAAAUUCAAGCAGCUGUUAAUGAUAAACAUGCCGAUGAAAUGCGAGAUGAUAGUUCGGUUGAGAGACUUAAACAGAAUAGCCGAAAUCAAUCGACACCGUCCCGAAACUCUGAAGAACAGGAUGAUCAUUCGCUGGAAGUCAAUGUCAGAUUGCUGUCAAAAAUCAAACGAAUUAUGAGGCCCCAAUUGCGCAAACAAGAAAGACGCCCUAAAAUGGAAUUUUUCCGACACUCUGGAGAGCAAAACGAUGUAUCCUCAGAGUUGAACGACAUUUUAACGAACCCCGUUUUCCAGCAAAAGAUACACGAAAUGGAUGGUCGUUUGAAAUCGGCGCCGGAAGCUAGAAGUAAGCGCCUCAUGAAGAAAUACGCUGAAGCUCUUGCGUUAUCUUCUAGUAGUUCGUCUCCGAUCAUCAACUCGUUUUUGCCAUUCAUUAUCGCUUGCCUAUUAGUUUGUUGGUAACCAGGCACGUUUAAGCUCACUGUA